Molecule: messenger RNA, 3411 nt
Organism: Psammomys obesus (fat sand rat)
Lineage: Eukaryota; Metazoa; Chordata; Mammalia; Rodentia; Muridae
Gene: Def8
Product: differentially expressed in FDCP 8 homolog
Exons: 12
Coding region: 394-1752 (452 amino acids)
Source: RefSeq, a predicted model, not a curated record
CGGCCUCCGGGGGCGUCUGGUGGGUCUGGUGGGGAAGCAGGCGCGGGUGCAGAUCUCCGCACGCAGUCGCCCCUGCUCGGGCUCCGCGAUCCGGUUUGUGCGCGCACCCAGGGCGCGGAACUGGCAGAGGCCUCCAGCAAAGGCGUCCAGCUCCCGGCUGCCGCCUGCUGGCUCUCCGCUGAGCGCAAGGCCCCGAUGACCUCAUUGGUCCCUGCAUUACGUGAGGCAGAGCUUAGCAUUCACAGAUGGGGGGCCCCCUCCCCCAGCCACCGGGUGGCUGUCAGAAGCUGCGCCUGGGACUCCCGGCCCAAGGACCCGCGGGGAUGUACUCCCUCUACGAUGUUGGGCUUCCCUGAGCCUCCGAUUUCACAACUCUGAAAUGGGUGGGAUGCUAUGGAAUAUGAUGAGAAGCUGGCUCGCUUCCGGCAGGCCCACCUCAACCCCUUCAACAAACAGCCUGGACCAAAGCAUCAUGAACAGGAACCCAGUGAGAAGGCCCAAGAAAUCACUUCCGAAGAGACCCUGCCUGAGCUGCCGGCCGGGGAACCUGACUUCUGUUUCUCUGAGCGCGUGAUGGAUCUCGGCCUGUCUGAAGACCACUUCUCCCGCCCUGUGGGUCUCUUCCUGGCCUCUGACGUGGAGCAGCUGCGGCAGGCGAUAGAAGAAUGCAAGCAGGCGAUCCUGGAGCUGCCCGAGCAGUCGGAGAAGCAGAAGGAUGCCGUGGUUAGGCUGAUCCACCUCCGGUUGAAGCUGCAGGAGCUGAAGGAUCCCAAUGAGGAGGAGCCCAAUAUCCGGGUUCUCCUGGAGCACCGCUUCUACAAGGAGAAGAGCAAGAGUGUCAAGCAGACCUGCGAUAAGUGCAGCACCAUCAUCUGGGGCCUCAUCCAGACCUGGUACACCUGCACAGGGUGUUAUUAUCGGUGUCACAGCAAGUGCCUGAACCUCAUCUCCAAACCCUGUGUCAGCUCCAAGGUCAGCCACCAGGCUGAGUAUGAGCUGAACAUCUGUCCCGAGGCCGGGCUGGACAGCCAGGACUACCGCUGUGCGGAGUGCCGCGCCCCCAUCUCUCUGCGAGGCGUGCCCAGCGAGGCCCGGCAGUGUGACUACACUGGCCAGUACUACUGCAGCCACUGCCACUGGAACGACCUGGCCGUCAUCCCCGCACGAGUGGUGCACAACUGGGACUUUGAGCCACGCAAGGUGUCCCGCUGCAGCAUGCGCUACCUGGCGCUGAUGUUGUCUCGGCCGGUGCUCCGGCUCCGAGAGAUUAACCCUCUGCUGUUCAACUACGUGGAAGAGCUGGUGGAGAUCCGGAAGCUGCGCCAGGACAUCCUGCUCAUGAAGCCAUACUUCAUCACUUGCAAGGAGGCCAUGGAGGCACGGUUGCUGCUGCAGCAGCUCCAGGACCGACAGCAUUUUGUGGAGAAUGAUGAGAUGUACUCUAUCCAGGACCUCCUGGAGGUCCACUUGGGCCGGCUCAGCUGCUCGCUCACCGAGACCCACACGCUCUUCGCCAAGCACAUCAAGCUGGACUGUGAGCGGUGCCAAGCCAAGGGGUUCGUCUGUGAGCUCUGCAAAGAAGGUGACGUGCUGUUCCCGUUUGACAGCCAUACAUCAGUGUGCACCGACUGUUCAGCUGUCUUCCACAGGGACUGCUAUUAUGACAACUCGACCACGUGCCCCAAGUGUGCCCGGCUCAACCUGAGGAAGCAGUCACUGUUCCAGGAACCUGGUCUAGAUAUGGAUGCCUAGAACCCCAGAGGAGAGCGCCAGGCACUGUCUCUGCCUGUCACCCUGCUGGCAUUGCCAACCAGAUAUUCAUUCUACCCCGGAGACUCCUGAGUGCGUUCUCCGGACCUCUUCUGGGCCAGAAGGAAGUGACUAGUGGCCAUGGCACUCUCAGUUCCCGGGUGCUUGCUGAGACUUGGAGUGUCUAUACCUGGCUGUUUAUUGGGUUUGCUGCUAUAAAGGGACAAAAUGCUGCCUGUGCCCCACUGUAGGGCUCCUUAGGCGGGGGAGCCUGGGUGUGGCUCCCCGAGAGAGGGGGGAAGUCCCUUUCCUAUGGCACAGAGCCCUCCAGGACAUUACAAUGAAUUCUUCUGCGCCAUAGAGAUGGCCCUGGCCCUGUCUAGACCACCCUAACGACUGGUCGCCCACUUCAGAGGCCUGCCCAGUGAGACCAGAGGAUGCCGCCUGAGGUUUAGCUCUCCAUGGAUGACUUGGCUUCUGCGAAGAGGCUCCCAUCCCUCUUAGCACCUUGUCUCCUUGGGGGCCUCAGGUGUCCUCUGACUGGGGCUGUUCAUGACGGUGUCCCACAGAUCUUCCCAGCACCCCGAGGGUCAUCGCCACUGGUGUGUCAGUGCUGUGUUUCCCCCUUUUUGUACCAUCGGGAGGGAAGGGGAGGAGUCUGUGGGGCUUCUCUUGGAAGGUGCCCCUGUUUCUGCCAUAGCCUAGUCCACUUUAUCCUGGUGCUUUGAGCUGGGCAGCUAGGGGCCCAUCUGAAGGAAGACAUCUCAGCCUCCAGUUACAUACAUGGGGAAGUUCAAAGGCAGGUGAGCCUGUCAGCUAUCAUUGACCUAUGUGGCAUCGGGGGGACAGAUUUUCCCACAGAGGUCUGUUCUAUUGCUGAAGUGCUCUGCCUGCAGAUGGCCAGUGUCUUGAGUUUUGAUUUAGGAGCCUGGGGCCAAGAGCUAGAAAUAUUUGCUGGAGCAAGACCCAAGCAGGAGGUCUAUGGCCCAUGCAGAGAGGUCCAGGCUUCAAAGGUGGGUAGGACCCACAGGUGUCCAUGGAAGCACCUUCCACCUGUGUGCACACACCCCAUAAAUCCUAUGGUUGAAGGGGUGCGGGGUGGAGGGGAUCUCAAAACAUGACUUCUGUCUUUCUUCCCUGGGAAGCUGGAAGUUGCCUGCACUCCUCACCUGUGAACUGCUGUUGACACACGCAGGUGUCAGAGGCCAGGGAGUGUCACAAUUUGGAUUGCCCUCACUUUUAUGAGGCACAAGGAGGAACACCUUAACCAGCACGUUGAAGCUUUGCUGGCCUGUCUGAGGGAUGGACGGACAUGCCGCCACCUCCUUGCUCUGCUUUACCAUAGGGUGGCUUUACUCUUGGCUGUCUUUCCUGUUUCCGUUUUCCCAUAUGGAAAAUGAGAAAAGUGGAGUUGACCUACCUCGGGUGAGAGAGUCGAGACUCCUUUGGGUGUGAUGGGGUCAGCAAUUGGGUCCUGUCCUGCUUCCUCUUUGGCAUUAAAGAGGGUCUUAAAACCAAAUGCCAUUUUCCUACACCCCCAAAUCUGUGUGUUUUCUUACCAUUGUAUCACAUUCUGUCCUGUGGUUACUGGCCCUUCCUCAGCCUCCUGUGUAAUCAAUACCACACGCUUCCAACUAUAAAUCAUAGUGUCUAAAGAAAGCA